Dictyostelium discoideum AX4 is the source of this 1452-nucleotide messenger RNA. RefSeq lists its product as hypothetical. The coding region runs from base 1 to 1452 and encodes 483 amino acids. The record is from RefSeq and is a predicted model, not a curated record. Lineage: Eukaryota; Evosea; Eumycetozoa; Dictyosteliales; Dictyosteliaceae. The transcript has 2 exons.
AUGUACAGCGAUUUUGAAAAUGAUAAAAUAUUUUUUAAGUGUUGGAGGAAUAUUUUUAUUUUAAAAACUAUAUUUUAUCAUUUGAAAAUUUAUAAUAAAGUUCAUUAUUCUUUAAUAGAAAGGGAAAAACCAUUUUGUUUUGAUAUUGAAUCAUUAUCAAGAUUCAAAUAUCGAAAUUAUUUAAAUGAAAUUAUAAUUGGACCUUCUCGUUUUCAACAAUAUAUAAAUAAAAAAUUAUUUUAUCAUAAAAAAUAUUGUUAUAAAUAUAAUUCAGAUAAUUAUUAUGAUAGCGAUAAUGAAGAUUGUUAUUACUAUUUUGCAAUUAAAGAUGAUUCAGAUGAUUCAGAUGAGAAUUAUAUCCAUUUUAUUAAUAACAACAAUAAUAAUAAAUAUGAAAUAAAUAAAAAACAAUUAAUUUCAAGUGGAACUCACCAAUUUAUGACAAAUAAAAAAAGGAAAAUUAAAUUAGAAGAAGAUGACAAUAAUAAUAAUAAUAAUAAUAAUAAAGGAGAAGAAGUGGAAAAUAGUAAUGGAUUUAUCUGUAAUUGUUUUUCAUUUUUAAAAAAUGAUAGUAAUAAUAAAAAUAAAGAAAAUUAUUUAAUAACAAAAGGAUUAAUUCCAAAUUGUUGCAAUGAUUUAUAUUUAGAAAUUUCAAAUAAAAUAAUUGAACCUGGUAUAAUUCCAAAUUCAGUAAAAGAUUUAAUAAUAAAUGGAUGGAUUAAUAAUGAAAAUUAUAAUAAUAAUAAUAAUAAUAAUUUUAAUAAUUUUAAUAAUUUUAAUAAUUUUAAUAAUAAUAAUAAUAAUAAUAAUAAUAAUAAUAAUAAUAAUAAUAAUAAUAAUAAUAUAAAUAAUUUAAUUGAAGGAUCAAUUCCUUUUUCAGUAGAAUCAAUAGAAUUUGAAAGAAAUUUUAAUAAAUAUUUUAAAAAAAAUAUAUUACCAAAUAAUAUUAAAUAUUUAGAAUUUAGUUGGGAUUUUAAUAAAGAGAUUUCAAUUGAUGUAUUACCAAAAUCAUUAGAAUAUUUAAAAUUUGGUUAUAAUUUUAAUAAACCAAUAAAACAUGAAAUUUUUAACGGUAUAAAUAAUUUAAUUUAUUUAUCAUUUGGACAUUGUUUCAACCAAAUCGUUGAGGAAGAAAUUAAUAUUAAUCAACAACAACAACAACAACAACAACAACAACAACAACAACAACAAUUAUUAUUACUACCAAAUUCGAUAAAGUAUUUAAUUUUUGAACAAUUAGAAUUUGGAUGGGAAUUCAAUCAACCUAUUGAUUUUGAAUUACCAAAAAAUAUUAAAACCAUUGUUUUUGGUGGUUGUUUUAAAGGAUUUUUAUCAAAUUCAAUUUUUAAAAAUUCACUUUCAUUAGAGUCAAUAGAAUUUGGUAGGAAUUAUAACCAACCAACUAAUGAAAUUCCAAAAAAUAUAAAAUUAAAUAAAAAAAUUUUAAAAUAA